Hemiscyllium ocellatum (epaulette shark) is the source of this 3373-nucleotide messenger RNA. RefSeq names its product palmitoyltransferase ZDHHC3. The transcript is spliced from 7 exons. Lineage: Eukaryota; Metazoa; Chordata; Chondrichthyes; Orectolobiformes; Hemiscylliidae. The coding region runs from base 441 to 1334 and encodes 297 amino acids. Gene Ontology annotation, biological process: peptidyl-L-cysteine S-palmitoylation; protein targeting to membrane. Gene Ontology annotation, cellular component: endoplasmic reticulum; Golgi apparatus. Gene Ontology annotation, molecular function: protein-cysteine S-palmitoyltransferase activity. The record is from RefSeq and is a predicted model, not a curated record.
UCGCACCGGACGCCUACGUCAGUUCCGGAUUCUCGCCCCGCAGAAUUGGAGGGUCCAUUUCCGUUUCCGGUUUUCCUCAGCCGCCCCUCUGUUGAGCGUCCACGGUAACGGGUGGCUCCGUUUCCCGAGGGGUAGCUGGCGGCGGCGGCGGCGUGGAUGAGGAGAGCCGCACCGAGCCCCUGGUGUGUGUGUGUGUCUCCACGGGGAUCGGCUGGAGUUUCCUCCCCUCCCCCUCCCCACCCCUUCCCUAUCUCUGGGGAGGCCGGGCCUUCCUCUCGGUGCUCAUGAAGCCUGAGGCUCGGGCUGGCGGCGGCUCCUCCCCAGUGUCUGCCUGAGGGGUCCUGCCUGCUGUGUGUGUGUGUGGGGAGGGGGAACAGGGGAGGAAGGAUCCGCCCAAGGGGGUUUUUUAACGGGUUUAAUUAUGGACUACUUAUUAGAUCAUGUCAUCCACUAAUCGAAACAGGGAUAUUGAGCGGCGAGCUGAGUACCUGCAAGCUGACCAGUGUUUGCCACCUUCCAGUGAUAACUCCAUGGAUAGGAUCUGGUUCAUCAAAGAUGGCUGUGGUCUGGCCUGUGCCAUCGUGACCUGGAUGCUGAUUUUCUACGCAGAGUUUGUUGUUAUUUUUGUAAUGCUAGUUCCAGCAAAAGACUUAUUGUACAGUAUCAUUAAUGGAAUUAUCUUCAAUACACUAGCUUUCCUUGCUUUGGCUUCUCACUCCCGAGCAAUGCUGACGGAUCCUGGUGCAGUACCAAAAGGGAAUGCCACUAAAGAGUUCAUUGAAAGUUUACAGUUGAAGCCGGGCCAAGUGGUAUACAAAUGCCCCAAGUGCUGCAGCAUCAAACCAGAGCGAGCACAUCAUUGCAGUGUAUGCAAGAGAUGUAUUCGAAAGAUGGAUCACCACUGCCCAUGGGUUAACAACUGUGUGGGAGAGAAUAACCAGAAAUACUUUGUGUUGUUUACAAUGUACAUAGCUUUGAUAUCACUACAUGCCCUUAUCAUGGUUUGCUUUCACUUUCUGUAUUGCUUUGAAGAAGAGUGGACAAAAUGCAGCUCAUUCUCGCCACCAUCCACAGUGAUACUUCUCAUUCUACUGUGCUUUGAGGGUCUUCUGUUCCUUAUUUUCACUGCCGUCAUGUUUGGCACCCAAGUACAUUCCAUCUGUUCGGAUGAAACAGGAAUAGAGCAGUUGAAAAAGGAAGAGAGAAGAUGGGCUAAAAAAACAAAAUGGAUGAAUAUGAAAGCUGUGUUCGGUCAUCCAUUUUCAAUAGAAUGGCUCAGUCCAUUCGCAACUCCAGAUCAAGGGAAGGUAGACCCGUACCAGUAUGUGGUCUGAGUCAUCCUAGGCCAGCAAUCCAAUUCAAACUGGUUACUUAAUAACUAUUUUCACAAGUACCAGUCAUAACUUACUAUAUAAGUUAUUUACAAGCGACUGUAUCCUUCCUGAUCCAAGUGUUUUUUUAGAAGCAUGGAUGAUGAAAAAGGUGCACGCCAUGGUUCGACUUUAUUCCAGCAGUCUUUGAUCCAUGAAAAUAAUAAGACAGUAAAAUGUCUCACUUCCUUUUCUUCGACACUGGGAUAUUGUAUGAUACAAGCAGGCUUCUAAAGUCUGCAGUUUGAGCUGUAAAAUUGAAAUAAAGGAAACUGAAGUAAAUCAAGUGAUUGAAAGUACUGUUAAGGAUCAGGCAUCCUUCUGAAACUUCAGGAUAUAUAAUAGGGUCUGGAUUAAUUCUUUAGACUUGAUUUGCCUUUAUUGAUUUAUACCUAAACGUUCUGUAACAAUUACAGUUCUGAAUUAUAAGCUGCCUUUAUUAACCUGGUAUUACAGUAAUUAUUGAGUGCUAUGGGGUGUUGCUAAGGUGUGCAAAUGCUAAUCACAGAUGAGAUGAAACUGCUUGCUUAAAUUUUCUGUCCCUACUUUGUAACCUUCAAAAUGCUGACUUCCUGAUCUUACUCUGUCCUGUUUUUGCUCUUGUGUGAACAAUUUACACUCUGGUUCACUUGAUACAUAGUGGGAGAGUGGUGUGCUCUGGCCUUGCCCCCUCAGUGUUAGUCUUCUUGUGCGAUCUGCGUUAUACCAAAGAAGCAGAUGACCCUCCUUGUUGUUAGGAAAUCACUUGGCCUUUUAAAAGGACCAUUACUAAACAAAUCCUGUAAAAUGAAGAUUGUUAAUCAAGGUUGUGGAAAGAGCCUUUAAUGCAAUGGUGUACACACUGAUAUUGGUUCACACCUGAUGACAUUGCUCUUCCUCCACUUCUUUUCAUGGUGUACACGUUUGUGACAAGGGAUUUCAUCUAAUUUUAUGUGGCCAUCCAGUUUUCUGAUGUGCCAAAAUCAUUGUUAUUUGGACCGUCAACAUGAUACAAUUUCUUUUGCAUCUUUUAAAAUGACUUUUCUCGGAUGUUAGUUUUUAUAACUCUUGGUCUGACCCAUCUCCAUUUUCCUUGUCCUUAGCAUGUUAAGUCAACAUAACAAUGAAUAUGCUAAGAACUUUAGCUAUUAAUCCUACAAGUUUGUCCAUAAUGUUAAACUAUUAUUGCUUGAUGUUGUCCUGUAUAAAUUUAUUCAUCCCUAAUAUUUGCAGUUUUCAGCAGGCAGAGUAAAUUCAGUCUUCCAAAUACUGUAGGCAAAAUGGCUUUUUUAUACACGUUCAGAAGUUACAUUUAAAAGCAUGACAUUUUUAAAAAAUCUUUUUAAAAGAAAAAUUCCGUCUAUUACCUCAUUUAUUUUUAAACAUUGUUGUGGAUUUUUUUUCAAUGUUUUUCCAAGCUGUCAUUUCUUUCCUUAAAUUGGAACAGGAAUAGGCAAAUCAGUUGCUCAGGACUGUCCCACCAUUCAUGUACCUUACCCAACAAGAAUCUAUAGAUUUGUCUUUUUACAGCUUAAAUUGAAUCAGUGUCCAUGAUGUGCUAAUGUUAUGAAAACAUUGCUUCUUGUCAUAUCAGUCCACAAGUACAACUUAAAAAGCUCUAGUAUUCAGAUCUGAGAACUGGGAUUGAAGUGAAGUGAUUCCUAGGGCUUGGUCUUGACUUUGUUCCUGACCAACUCUGCCAAACAGCAAGUUUUUAUAGCCAUCCUGUGGCAAUGCUCCCAUGUUCACAAUCUAUUGGUGCCAUAAACAGAGGGCUUUAUUCAGAAUAGGCUAAUGUUAGGGCUAGAUCAAAUUUUGUUCACAAGAUUGUUUUGUCUUUUAAUUAUUUGCAUCCACAGAAUGUUUAUUUUGAAGUUGUUAAUUCUUGAUGCAUUUAGUCAAGUUUAUAGACAUUAUGCAUGGGUAGAUACAAAAUGGCCACAAAAAAGAUUUAAAUUGCAUCUUUGAAUCUCCAUCAGCUCAAUCCAAUGGCUGUGUCUAAAUGUAUUGAAGACCCCCCCCCC